This is a messenger RNA of Carassius gibelio (silver crucian carp), 2451 nucleotides long. Its product is annotated as protein RD3-like. NCBI's taxonomy places the organism in Eukaryota, Metazoa, Chordata, Actinopteri, Cypriniformes, Cyprinidae. The record is from RefSeq and is a predicted model, not a curated record. The coding region runs from base 163 to 816 and encodes 217 amino acids. The transcript has 3 exons.
GCGGCAGAACAGGCUUGUCGAGCAUCUCUAUAGCAACUGCAAACAGCGAGGCACUUCAGAGCCAUCUCAAAGAGCAAAUGUGACCUGGGCCAUUACAUCUACAAGCACUACAAGACAACCGGGUCUCUUCUAAAGGUCAAAUUCAAGGUGAGUGCAGCGAGCAUGUCGUGGUUCAGCUGGAACGAGCCGUACUGCCGGAGCCCAAGACGUGAGCCGUCUGAAGUGGUCAAGGACACCCUGAUGCUGGAGCUGAGCUGGCAGAUGAAGGAGGCCGAGAGACGGCAGCGGGAGCGAGACAGUGAGUAUCGGAGGCUGAAGAGCGGCGUGGACUACAGCUGGCUCAUGAGCUCCCCACGCAGCUCUUUUGACAUCAGCCAAGGAGAGAGACUCGGCCUCGAGGACCUGUGUAGCAAAGUACCACCAUCAUACUGCGGAUCGGUAAUACAGAGGUUUCGGCAGGUGCUGAUGGAGAAUGAGCCUGAGCUGCAGGAGGUUUCCGGACUCUUCCGCUCUGUGCUUGUGGAAACACUUGAGCGUGUUCACGACGAGCAGGAGGCGCAGCAUCUGACCCACCAGUGGAACAACAGACGCCCCAUAAGCCUGUCGCUGAUGAGCUUCAGGUCUCGCGUGCGGAUCAACCCUUUCGGCAGCACCUUGGGACUGAAAUCAAACAGUUACGGCUCGGAGGAAGAUGGAGUAGAUGUCAAGACUGUGUGUGGGGAUGUUGAGAAGGGUCUUGGUCAGACAACAGAGAAAGCGCAGCGCGUGUGGAGCAUGCCGGAGAUUCGGCACAAGGGAAUCAAUGGGAAAGCUUGAGUGUCUGGGAGUGGGAUUCGACUGCCUGAUAUUCCCAGCACCACUGUCAGUGUAUUUAUAUUUUCAGAAAUAUGGAGGUAAGAGGUAUGUUGAUAUUGGGUAAUAAAACUUAAGUCUUAGCAAAGCAAAUAAAUGCAUUUGCUACAAGGACAACACUCCAACUCAUCACAUAUUGAUGCUUGGUCACUUUUUGACACACAGGGUCCUCAGUUGCUUUUUAAGAUAAAGAAAGUGACGUGACAUUCAGCCAAGUAUGGUGACCCAUACUCAGAAUUCAUGCUCAUUUAAACCAUCCAAAGUGCAUGCACGCACAGAAGGGUGCAGCCAUUUAUUUAAGUCGUGGUAUUGCCGGCCCAAGAUUCAAACCAACAACCCUAGGCUUAGGAGUCAAACCCUCUAACCACUAGGCCACAACUCCCCCUUUAAAUAAGACACCUUUGGACACCAAAGGCGCUUGAAAUGUUAUCUUUUUAUCAUGAAAUGUUAUCUUCAUGAUUAAGUUAUAUAAUAAUGCCAUUAUUGAUAUGUUGGGGUGUGACUUUUCAAUGUAAACAGUCACAACAGUUUUAUUUACAUUGCACUGUACACAUAUUUAUGAACACAUAAGCAAACCCCUGCCCCUAAAGCUACCAUUCGUCAAUAAAACACAAUAUGUAACAGGCAGAUAUAACUACAGUCAUCAUUUAUUCAAAAAGUAUUAAUAUUCCAAGUCUUCCAAGGCAAAAUGAUAGAUUUGUGAAAGGAAUAUCUACGGAGUAUUUUUUUGAGUGAAAUGUGAUACCCUUGUGCAUCAAAUAUGAUGCUAAUAGGGUACCUUGAACGUCAAAAAGCAAUGCCAAGGGGUCCAAACCAAGCGGUAACCUCCUGUGCUGCGUCCCAAUGUGCUUACUUACUUUAAGGGUGUAGUAUAUGUACUUUUUGGUGAAGAAAACGAACAGGAGUGACAUGGCUUUAGGCUUCAAAAAUGCUCUUUAGAAACCUUCGAGUGAUGUCACGGACACUACGUCCAUGUUUUUUAAUGGUCCUGACCAAGCAUCAGUAUGUGAGGAGUUGGCAGUGAGAAUGUGUUUGAUCCACGCCUAUAAAUGUACAUAUCUUAUAUGCAGUAAAUUCCUAAAACAGGAAACCAGAUAUUUGCCUGAUCACUCAUCAUCAGAUUCAAUUUGUAUGCCAAGUUAUUCUGAAAUAAUACAGUGGCCUAAUUUAACUUGUGAAUUUUUGAAAAAACUGUGUUUUAAAUUGCCCUUUUGUUUUACAAUUGAUAUAAAAAAUUAAUAAUAAUAAUAAAAUAUUCCAGAGCAGGUCAACUUUUGUAAUAUUCCCCAUUUUUCAAGACAAGGUGGUGCUGUUUUUGGAGUGGAAAUGUUUAGAUGCUUGUGAUUUUUUUUUUUUUUUUUUUUGCUUGUUGUCAAUGUAUGUUUAAGUGUGUAAGUGAUAAUUUGUUUGCUAAACAUUUAAAUGAACUGUAUUUAAUUCCUUUGUCAGGAAUUCACAACAGGUGUAACUGUAGAAUGUAAAUGUAUAAAGUCAAAAAGCUUUUUAAUUUCAUUAAGCUAAAAAAAAAUAAAAAAUCAUGUUUGCUUCUAGAGUUUGUGAUUUUGAGACAAACUCUGGUAUCCUACAUUUUAUUACAAA